ACUAUUUCAGCAUUGUUUGAAAAUAUUUUUAAAUUUAAAGCUCAUUACAAAGGAAGUUACAUAGGUUUUGUGGAUAAUUAACUUUUUUGCAAGGGAAGCAUUGUGUACUCAAUGAGGAGGUGCUUUAGAUUGUUAAAUUUUUUAACACCACUGAAGAUGGAAUCCAAAGAGUUGGCUUUAAUUAUCAUAUUAAUCAUCUCAGGAGAACUUCAUGCUGAAGAGAAACCCUGUGAUCUUCCCACUAUGGAGAAUGGAAGAAUUGCCCUCUUUUACUAUACUUUUAAAAGUUACUACUUUCCAAUGGGCAUCGCCAAAAAACUGCCCUUCUUCUGCUUGGCUGGCUAUACGACUGAAGCUGGGAAACAAGAAGGACAGAGCACAUGUACAGCAGAAGGCUGGUCUCCGGAACCCAAGUGCUUCAAAAAAUGCACCAGGCCUGACGUGGAAAAUGGUUAUGUCUCCGAUAUAAAGUUAUUGUACAAAAUUCAAGAGAAUAUGCUCUAUAACUGUGCUUCAGGAUACAAAACCAUGGGAGGGAAGGAGGAAGAAGUUGUUCAAUGUCUCUCCAGUGGAUGGUCUUCUCAACCAAGCUGUAGAAAGGAACAUGAAACAUGUUUGGCCCCUGAAUUAUCUCAUGGAAAUUAUUCCACAACACAGAAAACGUUCAACGUGAACGAUAAAGUGCAAUACGAAUGUGCUCCUGGCUUCUACACAACUGGAGGGAGGAAGACGGAGGAGGCAGAGUGCCACACCUAUGGGUGGUCUCUCACGCCCGCAUGUACCAAAUUAAAGUGCUCUUCCUUAAGGUUAAUUGAAAAUGGUUAUUUUCAUCCUGUAAAGCAAACCUAUGAAGAAGGAGAUGUGGUUCAGUUCUUUUGUCAUGAAAAUUAUUAUCUAAGUGGAUCUGAUUUAAUUCAGUGCUAUAAUUUUGGUUGGUACCCAGCAUCUCCUGUAUGUGAAGUUGAGUUUAAUGGAGCAUUUUGUAUUUCAGAGCCAUGUACUGUCAAUGUGGAUGAUAUGAACAGACAUAACAUAGAGAUGAAGUGGAAAUAUGAAGGAAAGGUCUUACAUGGAGAUUUAAUAGAUUUUGCAUGCAAAGAGGGCUAUGACUUACCUCCAUCCAGCACCCUGUCUGAGUUAUCAGUGCAUUGUGAUAGAGGGGACGUGAACUAUCCUGUGUGCAUCAAGAAAGAAUUUCGAGAAAUGUGCACAUCUCCUCCACUCAUUAAAAAUGGUGUCAUUAUUAGUUCAGCAGCUGACACCUAUGAAAAUGGUUCCUCAGUAACCUACCAAUGUUUCCAACACUAUUUCCUACAAGGAUCUCGAAAUGCCUACUGCUUAGAGGGACAGUGGACUCCAGCACCGCUGUGUUUAGAGCCUUGCACUUUAUCUUUUGUUGCCAUGGAAAAUAAUAAUUUACGCCUGAAAUGGGAUUUUGACAAUAGACCAUAUAUUCUCCACGGCGAGUAUAUUGAGUUUCUUUGUAGAAGAGAUACUUAUCUGGCCGAGUCAUCUAUUACAGGAUCUGAACUAAGAGUGCGAUGUGAGAGAGGACAGUUAAAAUAUCCAUGGUGUGCUCCCAGAGAAAGGAGGAAAAAAAGAAUUCCACAGGCUUCUGUCUUAUCAACAACCCACAAGGACAUAAAAUGAAUGGCAGAAAGGAUAAUUUUCCAGGACAUUACAAACGUUUUAUAAAACAUCAUUUUUUAAGAAGUAAAAUGCUGAAUCUCAAACUCAUAGCUUUGGAAAAGUGAUGUGCUCUGUAGUUCAUUUAACUCACAGUAAACGUUUAAAAUAAAAACCCAAAACAAAAAUGAAAAAACAAAACCAAAAAAAGUUACCAUGAAAAAGAAGUUACCAUAAAACCCAGAUCUUUUUACAUGUUUGAAGAUUUUAAUCUAAAGUGUUCUUGUUAAACAUUGUCUUCAUUUUAAAAUUAAAGAAAAAACUGUUGCUUUUUCAUUUGCAGUUUGAAUGAUAGAAAUGUAAGUUAACUUUUAUUACAUGCUCGCUCUUUAUUAAAUAUUGAUCAGCAUA
This is a messenger RNA of Echinops telfairi (small Madagascar hedgehog), 2037 nucleotides long. It is a transcript of the gene F13B, whose product is annotated as coagulation factor XIII B chain. The transcript has 10 exons. Lineage: Eukaryota; Metazoa; Chordata; Mammalia; Afrosoricida; Tenrecidae. Bases 112 to 1650 code for a protein of 512 amino acids. The record is from RefSeq and is a predicted model, not a curated record.